This is a messenger RNA of Pelobates fuscus (common spadefoot toad), 540 nucleotides long. It is a transcript of the gene RBX1, whose product is annotated as ring-box 1. Gene Ontology annotation, biological process: ubiquitin-dependent protein catabolic process; protein ubiquitination. The record is from RefSeq and is a predicted model, not a curated record. The transcript has 5 exons. Gene Ontology annotation, cellular component: cullin-RING ubiquitin ligase complex; nucleus. Lineage: Eukaryota; Metazoa; Chordata; Amphibia; Anura; Pelobatidae. Gene Ontology annotation, molecular function: zinc ion binding; cullin family protein binding; ubiquitin protein ligase activity. Bases 8 to 370 code for a protein of 120 amino acids.
CAGGAGCAUGCGUAUUGAAAAGCGACAGCGGCUCCUUUACAAAAUGGCUGCCGCUAUGGAUGUGGAUGCACCGAGUGGAACAAACAAUAGUGUCGGAAAGAAGCGUUUCGAGGUCAAGAAGUGGAAUGCUGUAGCACUUUGGGCAUGGGACAUUGUGGUGGAUAAUUGUGCGAUCUGCAGAAACCAUAUCAUGGACUUAUGUAUAGAAUGUCAAGCUAACCAGGCUUCAGCUACAUCAGAAGAAUGCACUGUCGCUUGGGGUGUUUGUAAUCAUGCAUUCCACUUUCAUUGUAUUUCUCGCUGGUUGAAGACUCGGCAGGUCUGCCCACUGGAUAAUCGAGAAUGGGAAUUUCAGAAGUAUGGCCAUUAGCAGUUCUAUUUUGACCAUAUGCAUUGUGAGUGCAAUCUACCCCGUGAAGCAGGACUAACCGUUUCAGCAUGCUUCCUCGAUGGUUUUGCUGUUUUCAGUUUAUAGAUGUUUUGAAUUAUGUUUAUCUGCUACUAUAUGCACUGUCGAAAUAAACAGUUUAUUAAAAUGUU